This is a messenger RNA of Hydatigera taeniaeformis, 669 nucleotides long. Lineage: Eukaryota; Metazoa; Platyhelminthes; Cestoda; Cyclophyllidea; Taeniidae. The record is from the annotation of a GenBank genome assembly.
AUGGAACGCCACAUAAACAUGGAUCGCUCUCCAGAGGUUUAUCCGGAGGAGAUCAGUGCAUACUUUGAUUUGCUGAAUGGUUGGCAGUGUGCCACAACCCACAACGAAGGAGGAAGUGAUUCGCGACUGGACCAUGAUGCAUCCGAUGCGGCUCAAAACACUUGGGAGGACUUGAUGAGCAUGAAAUGGGUGUAUUGGAACAUCUGUACGAUGCUUUUUAAUGAAUCUUUGGUAAUCAACCCUGCCAAUAUUGAUUCGGCAAUCAAGCAUUACCGUGGUGAAGAGAAGUUCUAUCGCGAGCUUGAGACGACUAAAUUUGCGAUUGACAUUGAACAGAGGAUACGCUGCAUUAUCACCACUCCUUAUGACUACAAAAAUCUGAUGCAAUGCAGGAUGACACGCUACCUGUGUGAUGCACCUGUGCUGCAGUUUGCCCCCUCAACCCGUCUCCAAUUGGAUGUGACGUCAAGUGUGUCCAACUUUUCACCCCGUUUGGAGCGAUAUGUGGGCAUUGUGGGUGGCACGACAUUGGAGAGACAUGAAUGCUUGGAAGUGUCUGGAAGGGGAAGUAGGAGGGAGGUAAUGAGCGAAUACGACUCUGUCAUCCUCUAUGUCGCCGGCGACGCGUUCACUAAAGCCUAUGUAAAGCUAAAUGACCUACUGAAUGCU